AUGCUGUCCGAAUCCUGUGAUCAAGUCAUUUCAUAUUAUUCAUCAUUAAUUCAUUACGUAACUGAAUCUAUUUUUCAGGACAUUUUGAAGAACGGAGACAACAAUGAUCCGUCCUAUUAUAGAAUUCUCCCCGUGCAGCGGCGGGGGGAACAUUAUCUGGUUUAUGGUGUAAAUAGUUGGAUGUAA
Molecule: messenger RNA, 186 nt
Organism: Plasmodium inui San Antonio 1
Lineage: Eukaryota; Apicomplexa; Aconoidasida; Haemosporida; Plasmodiidae
Exons: 1
Coding region: 1-186 (61 amino acids)
Source: RefSeq, a predicted model, not a curated record